UACUGAUCAUGAUAAGAAGAUGCAUCCCGAAAAAGAAGUGUGUUGUAAUGCUACCCGUAACGGUAAACAGCUGGGGCAUCGGCGGAUGAGAGCUUGUCCUUUUUGUCACGUCGCUUGGACUUUGAAGCGGCUGCCGUCAAAACGAAAAUCGUUCAAAACUUUCAACCAUGGCUCUUAUGCUCUAUCCACAUUCCACUAGAUCAUUUUUUCAAAUUAGUAAACUAGUUUCCUUUAAGAAUAUUUCAUGCCGAUUUGCCUCACACUAUCCCAUUGAUGAGAAGAUAUUUGGAUUAAAUUCUGAUCAACUUCAACUCAGGGAAACUGUUUUUAACUUCGCUCAGAAAGAGUUAGCACCGAAAGCAGCAGAAAUCGACAAAACUAAUAACUUUGCAGAUCUAAGGAAAUUCUGGCGUCAACUGGGUGACCUCGGUGCAUUGGGCAUUACUGUCAAAUCCAAGUAUGGAGGAAGUGAUGGAGGUUACCUUGAUCAUGUUGUAAUUAUGGAGGAACUCAGUCGUGCUAGUGGCUCAAUUGCUCUGAGCUAUGGAGCUCAUUCUAACUUAUGCGUGAACCAAAUUCAUCGUAAUGGAUCAGAAGAACAGAAGAUGAAGUACUUGCCUAAGCUAUGCUCCGGAGAAUUUUUUGGUGCCUUAGCAAUGUCAGAACCUGGUUCUGGGUCUGAUGUAGUAUCAAUGAAAUUAAGAGCAGACAAAAAAGGAGAUAGCUAUGUGCUCAAUGGAAAUAAAUUCUGGAUCACUAAUGGUCCUGAUGCUGAUGUUCUUGUUGUAUAUGCAAAGACUGAUACCAAGACUGACAAACCUCAACAUGGAAUUACUGCAUUCCUUGUUGAAAAGGGAACAGAAGGAUUUAGCACUGCACAAAAACUCGACAAACUGGGAAUGCGUGGUUCUAACACAUGUGAACUUGUUUUCCAAGAUUGUGUUAUUCCAGAGAAAAAUAUUCUUGGAGGACUCAACAAAGGUGUAUAUGUUUUAAUGAGUGGUUUGGAUCUUGAACGUCUUGUGCUUGCCGCUGGGCCUCUUGGAAUCAUGCAAGCAUGUUGUGAUACAACUUUUUCAUAUGUUCAUGACCGGAAGCAAUUUGGAAAGCGCAUUGGAGAAUUCCAGCUUAUCCAAGGAAAACUAGCUGAUAUGUACACUACUCUUAGUGCAAGCCGAAGCUAUCUUUACUGUGUUGCCAAAGCAUGUGAUCAGGGCAGUGUCAAUCGGAAGGAUUGUGCAGGAGUUAUCCUCUAUUUAGCUGAGAAGGCAACUCUAAUGGCUCUUGAUGCUAUUCAAUGCCUGGGUGGAAAUGGUUAUAUUAAUGACUAUCCUACUGGACGCUUGUUAAGAGAUGCUAAAUUGUAUGAAAUAGGGGCUGGUACAAGUGAGAUUCGACGUAUGAUAAUAGGACGUGCAUUAAAUGAAGAGUAUGAGUAAAGUACUAAGAAAUUGUUUCUUAGGAUUUAAUUCUUUUCUUAAUGUACCUUAAUGCACUGAACAGUUCAAAUUAUUACUUAAUGGAGAAUCUUUGUUAGCUAUGUAUGUCCUUGUCCUCUGUCUUUUCUGUGUAUUCUAAUUAUGUACCUGAAUAACACUUGUGUGAUAAAACAUUCCAUAAUUUACAAUCAACUAAAAUCAACUUUCCUCAAGAAUUUUUGUUAUCCCAUUAGUAUUCUGUGCUACAGAUUGCUUUGUGAUAUUGGGAAUACGUCUGUAUUUAUCUGUAUUUUGUUAUGAGCUAGAAGCUGCUGUGCAACAUAAAAAUUCUAUCAAUAA
Messenger RNA from Frankliniella occidentalis (western flower thrips), 1778 nucleotides. Its product is annotated as isovaleryl-CoA dehydrogenase, mitochondrial. The transcript is spliced from 9 exons. Gene Ontology annotation, cellular component: mitochondrion. The record is from RefSeq and is a predicted model, not a curated record. Gene Ontology annotation, biological process: L-leucine catabolic process. Gene Ontology annotation, molecular function: 3-methylbutanoyl-CoA dehydrogenase activity; flavin adenine dinucleotide binding. Lineage: Eukaryota; Metazoa; Arthropoda; Insecta; Thysanoptera; Thripidae. The coding region runs from base 168 to 1439 and encodes 423 amino acids.